Molecule: messenger RNA, 1035 nt
Organism: Heterobasidion irregulare TC 32-1
Lineage: Eukaryota; Fungi; Basidiomycota; Agaricomycetes; Russulales; Bondarzewiaceae
Exons: 3
Coding region: 28-951 (307 amino acids)
Source: RefSeq, a predicted model, not a curated record
CCUGUGUUGAGCUGUUCGAACACUUUCAUGGCAUCAAAUGCGGACUACAUUCCUCUCAGGCGUCACCUAAGUCUCGAUGAUCAGGAAUACGACGGUCUUGAUGAAGGGAGCGACGCUGAUACCGAAGGUACCCCAUCCAAACGACCAAGACUGAUCAGGACGCAGACGCAGCGACUGCCGUCUGCGAUCAGUCUUACAACUCUCUUCAGCUUCGUCGCUUUUAUCAUAUCACUCUUAAGCUCCCUCUUGGUCGUAUAUCAGCUUCUGUUCACGUCGCGCGCGCUGGUGCCAAGCGUGCAGCGUGUCUACGACAUCGAUGUGAACACACUUCGCCGGCCGAGUCUCUAUAUGGGACUCGAGCGUGUUCCGCUCACUGACGCGUCUGCGAGCCAUCAUGAUGACGGGAGUCACAAUUCGUCGAAGCAGCAAGAGCCGGCAGCUCUGCCUGUGGGCCCUGGACGAGCAACGGCGAUAUCUCAUGUGAACUUACUGAACCCGUUCGUACCGUACCCGCGCGACGGAUGGGUACUCGUCACAACAUAUGAUAUCGCUGUUAUGCAGUUUGCUCAUACACCGGUCGAACAGUCUUCUUGUGCUUUUGAGCUCUCGCUUCCGCCCCGCCGCGCACUCAUCCAAUCGGCGCGACUCCUCACUUUGGAAAAUCCAGCUGCUUCCGGUGGCAUCCUGAUGCUCGACAUCUAUACGCUCGACGCGACAGAUAUCGACCUCGCGCAAGUAAACAUUUCUUGGGCGUCGCGACCACCGCGCCGUGCAUUCGUCGGUCGCAUCGAGGCCAGGUUCGGGGAAAACGCAACGACACCUCAAUUCGAUUGUGGCGGCGGCAGCGAUAGCCUUACUGUUGAGCUGGCUUGUGUAGGUGACGGUUGUAGAGUUGAAUAUCGCGAGGAAGAGGGCGAUCCUAUCAUCGGGCUUACCUUGAUAUCAGCUUGAGUGCUUGUCCCACCUUACGAUGGGUUUGCUUGGUAUGUAAUGUCUAGUCGCAGAAGUAGAAUAUAGUCCACGAGCUUGGGUAGU